GCUAUCAACCAGCUUCGAAAUGAUAUAAUAAAAUCCCUUUCAUUGUAUUAUUAUACAUUUGUGGAUCUGCUGGACUUCAGAGAUAAUGUUUGUGAUUUGUUGACAACGAUGGAUGCGUGCCAGGUGCACCUUGAUAUUACUCUGAACUUUGAGCUGACACGUGCAUACCUGGAACUAGUUGUUACGUACGUGACGUUAAUGGUGCUCUUGUCAAGAGUGGAAGACAGAAGAGCUUUUCUUGGAUUGUUUAAUGCUGCCCAUGAAAUGCUUCACCAGCAAAGUGAUGCCAGUUUUCCUCAUCUAGGGCAAAUGAUAAUGGACUACGAUCCACCUAUUAAGAAACUUUCUGAAGAAUUUGUGCCUCAUUCAAAACUGCUUUGCAGUGCUCUUAUGUCGCUGUCGGCAGUUUAUAUGAAUCGAAAUGUGACUGCAGAGAAGUGGAGGGCUGAUCAAAAACUGAGCCUUGUAGUAAAUCCUGGACAACUUUUAAAACCUGCACAAACUGAGUCAAUGUCCUGUGAAUAUCUGUCUCUCGACACAAUGGAAAGAUGGAUAAUAUUUGGCUUCAUGUUAUGCCAUUCAGCCCUCAACCAAGAAAAGGCAAAUAAGCUAUGGCUGAGUGCUCUGGAGUCAAGCUGGGUAAUAGCUUUAUUCCGAGAUGAGGUUUUGUACAUUCAUUCCUACAUUCAGAGCUAUUUUGACACUCUUAAAGGAUAUGGGAAGAAAAUAUCAGAAGUAAAAGAGUGCUAUAAUCAAGCUGUCCAGAAAGCGGCACACCGACACCAAGAAAGAAGGAAGUUUCUGCGUACAACUUUAAAGGAACUCGGCUUGAUACUUACAGACCAGCCAGGAUUACUUGGUCCUAAGGUUAUUACAGUGUGACUGAAAGAAAGGGCAUCAAGCACAUCAGUCUUCACUGAUUCAAACCCUUUUACCUAUUGUAUUGGCUUAGAGAUGAAGCCUAUGAAGAAAAAGUGAGCAGUCAGG
Molecule: messenger RNA, 987 nt
Organism: Schistocerca serialis cubense
Lineage: Eukaryota; Metazoa; Arthropoda; Insecta; Orthoptera; Acrididae
Product: membrane-associated protein Hem-like
Exons: 7
Coding region: 109-882 (257 amino acids)
Biological process (GO): cell morphogenesis; cortical actin cytoskeleton organization; cell migration
Cellular component (GO): SCAR complex
Source: RefSeq, a predicted model, not a curated record